This is a messenger RNA of Phascolarctos cinereus (koala), 1642 nucleotides long. It is a transcript of the gene MYL3, whose product is annotated as myosin light chain 3. Gene Ontology annotation, molecular function: calcium ion binding. The record is from RefSeq and is a predicted model, not a curated record. Gene Ontology annotation, cellular component: myosin II complex. NCBI's taxonomy places the organism in Eukaryota, Metazoa, Chordata, Mammalia, Diprotodontia, Phascolarctidae.
AACUAGACCCGAGUCCAGCACUGCCUUAGCUCCUCUGAGCCUUCCCUUCCUUCACUCUAUUCUCCCUGGGCUCACUCUCCUACCUCUCCCUUCCUUGCCUCACCAGCCCCUCUCCAUGGCUCCCAAGAAGCCUGACCCAAAGAAAGAAGACGCAAAGGCUGCCUCCAAGGCGGCCCCAGCCCCAGCUCCAGCCCCAGCCCCAGCUCCAGCUCCCCAGCCUGAGCACCCCAAGGAAGCCGAGUUUGAUGCCUCCAAGAUCAAAAUUGAGUUCACUCCAGAGCAGAUAGAAGAGUUCAAGGAAGCCUUCUCCCUAUUCGAUCGGACUCCCAAGAUGGAGAUGAAGAUCACAUAUGGGCAGUGUGGGGAUGUGAUGAGAGCACUGGGUCAGAAUCCAACCCAGGCUGAGGUUCUUCGGGUGCUGGGGAGGCCUAAGCAGGAAGAACUCAACUCCAAAAUGAUGGAUUUUGAAACCUUCUUGCCUAUGCUGCAACAUAUUGCCACCUGCAAGGACAAAGGCACGUUUGAGGAUUUUGUGGAGGGGCUGAGGGUCUUUGACAAGGAAGGCAAUGGAACUGUUAUGGGCGCUGAGCUGCGCCACGUUCUGGCCACCCUAGGUGAGAGACUGACUGAAGAUGAGGUGGAGAAACUGAUGGCUGGACAGGAAGAUGCCAAUGGAUGUAUCAACUAUGAAGCGUUUGUGAAGCACAUCAUGGCCAGCUGAGAUGCUAGUUCUUCAGGAAGCCCUGAUAGAGGACCUGAUGGGGAUGUUUCUUCAACCAGUCCCCUGAAGUAGAGGGGAGUGCUCAUUGGAUGAAGGCUGGGUGGUUUGCGGUGGGAGGGCCAGGAAAGAGAAGGCUGACUUCCAUGGGAUGGAGUCCAUGGUGUGGGGUGAAGGAAGAAUACCAUUCUCAAGGGGACACUCAAGUGAAAUACUUGACUGCCCCCUUUGAAAAUUGCAACGGUAGCUUCUGUGGAGAAGGUGAAGAGUGGGGCAUCAUGGGAGGAAGGAAAGAAAUGUUUGGAUGUUUCCUGAGCAACUAGAACCAAUGGCUUUCUCCUGCCUGUCCAUCACUCACAGAUAUGCACACACACACACACACACACACUCUCUCUCUCUCUCUCUCUCUCUCCUCUCUCUCUCUCUCUCUCUCUCUCUCAUUGCCAUAUGCAUUGCCUCAGGAAUGGGGAUGGAGAAGGUGGGUCAUGGUCUCUUUGGCGAGCCUAAUUUGGUGACAUGAGCACCAUGACACUGCCCUCCUUUCUCAUUUUCAUUUUUACAUAAUAUAUUCAAGUCCACCCCUAAUGUCUACCCCAAGUCUGGGGCCACGAGAGGAGGAGUUGGAUUCUUCCCGAUGACCUCUUGGGGUACAGAGAAGCCUCUCCCUAGCUAGGCCACAAGGCUGGAUAUCUAAGGCUUCUGACUCCUAGCCCAGGGUUCACCCUAUAGCUUGGGGAAGUGCUGCUGACCAUAGCCCCUGUCUCUGUGCUCUUAGGGGUGUGUUCCUGAUGGAAGAGUCCAAAGAGUAGGGCCCCAGGGUCUUCUGCCCAUCCCUACUCCACUUCUACCUCUUGGUGCUACCUUCAUCCCUCUGAUUGUUGACAUCCCCUCCCCCACUUCAUUAAAGGGCUUCCUUCUCAUUCA